Molecule: messenger RNA, 3332 nt
Organism: Dermacentor silvarum
Lineage: Eukaryota; Metazoa; Arthropoda; Arachnida; Ixodida; Ixodidae
Product: pancreatic lipase-related protein 2-like
Exons: 9
Coding region: 185-1474 (429 amino acids)
Biological process (GO): lipid metabolic process
Molecular function (GO): lipase activity
Source: RefSeq, a predicted model, not a curated record
CAGACUCCGCGCCGUAAGACACGGGGAGAGAGAAAAGGCAAAGUCAAAGAGCGAUCGCCGAGAGCACGGAGUAGGGGAAUCAAAGUGCGCGUAUCUGUCAGUAUAGCCGGACACUCGGUCUUCAUCACCGCGGGGACCACAUCGUCUCCGUAGGCUACUUUGCCUUCACCUAAGAAGUGGAACCAUGACGAUACGCUGUCAAUCUUACGCGUUCGUGCUCCUGGCGGCUUCUCUCUCCGCCGGCGUGCUGCUGGUGAAUGCUGCACCCCAGCAAGAGUCGUCGUUUGGACUUGGCGCCUUGGGUAAAGCGUUUCGCUCCAUUCGUCGCCUGUCGUUCCUGCCCACGAGAACGCUGCGAGCGUUCCGACCCGGCGUGCAAUCGAACCCCCAACUGUCUACGAGUUCGCCAAUUGGCGACGCUGCCCGCUACCUGGACUCCACGGGUAAAGUUUUCGACUCAGUUGUUCCAGGGAAAUUUGCCGAGAAGCUACUGCCCAAGUUCGACGGCGAGAAAGACCAGGUGUGCUACGAGUACGUGGGCUGCUUCACCAACCGGGACAGGUUCACACACCCGACCUCGUUCCCCAGCGAUCCGAAGUCUGUGGACACCAAAUUCCUGCUUUACUCGCGCUCCAACCGGCGCUCGCCCGUCAAGCUCGACUACCGGCCCAGCAAGAGGCUCGGCCGCCUCGCCCAGUUCGAGCAGCGCAAGCCACUCAAGCUCAUCGUGCACGGCUUCCUCGAGAACGGCAAGGCCAGCUGGAUGCAGGACAUCAAGGACGCAUUCCUGGACCUGGAGGACUGCAACGUGAUCGUCAUCGACUGGAGCGGUGGCGCGCAGCAGCUCAGCUACAUCAAGGCGUCGGGCAACACGGCGCUUGUGGGCCGCGAGGCAUCGCUGCUCGUGCAGCGACUCAUCGAGACGCACCGCGACACGCUCACCCCGGACCAGGUGCAUAUCGUGGGUUUCAGCCUGGGAGCCCAGAUCUCCGGCUUCUUCGGCAGACACUUCAAGAACAGCACCGGGACGCUCAUCCCACGCAUUAGCGCUCUGGAUACGGCCGGACCGCUGUUCGACAACACAACCGUGUGCCUCUCCGAAAAGGACGCCCGCUACGUCGACGCGAUCCACACAAGCGGCGGCAAGGCUAUAGUGGUGGGCGAACUGGGCAUCGACCGGCAAGUCGGCCACGUCGACUUCUACCCCAACGGCGGCAAGAAGCAACCAGGGUGCAAGCCACUCGAUCUGCCAUGCGAUCACUUCCGGGCUACUGCCUACUUCCUCGAGUCCCUCCGCAACAAGCGGUGCCGCUUCGUGUCCAUCCCGUGCGACGGAGGCUACCGGGCACUGGAGCAGAACAAGUGCCAGUCGCGCGGGCCGCAAGGCCUCAUGGGUUACUUCAGCGACAGGGCUCCUGGGAGGGGCGUCCAGCUGCUCACCACCAACGAGAAGUCCGAAUACUGCAAGGCAUAGAGCUCUCAUUCGUCGUCGUCUUUUCUCCAGCACGGAAGCGCCGAUGCUCGGGACUGCGUAGUCGAGCCCUCUUCAAUCUGCCUGCACUGUCCAGACUUUCAGAGCAGUUCAAUGCCAGCACGACCGUCGUCGCUUGCGGUGACUCUUGUCGCGACGUCUCAAACCGGACAAAGCCAAAGCUUCUCCUUUAUACCCUUGUCCCUCGAGUGCAGCGAGGGCCCUGAACUGAAAUCGCACGGAGCGAAAAGUUAGCGUGCGCGCAAAGCAGGGGCAGCGAAGCUGCAGCAGCGAGUAAUUAAGCCGGAAAAUCAAGUGCCUUGAAGUGGAUCCUCCACGCCAGGUAAAUGGAAGAGAUCUUCGGCAUGCGCGUGUACACCAAGCCCUGUGUGUGUGAGCGUCCAUUAAUUACUCGUGUUAUGUCGACUGUACUAAGCUCAUGAAUAACUGAAAUAAAAAAAAGAAGCGGCGUAGAAGAGUGACUGGUUUCUCGUUAAUACGGUAAGAAUAGAAGAAUGACCUCACAAAAUGACAAUUUGGGCGAGUUGGUGUGAAUUCGUGGUUACCAAAGCGCGAGUUAAGGGACAAAGACGACAAAACACGUAAAAGGGCUCGUCCUCUGUUCUUCUGUCGUCUUUUUUUUUUUUUCCUUUCGUGCUUUCCUAACCUUGAGAAGAACGACCCGAUGGGCAGUAAAAAAAAAUGAACUUGUUUACUUGGUCAACAAAUCUUCGAUGACCUGCGCGUAUGUAUUCGUAAUUCGCAAGAAAUAAAAGUGCUAGCUUGCUCCCACAGUUAAGCCAUUCGAUCGCACUUUAUCUGAAAGGCCGACAACAUUGUGCGAGAAGGUUCGAACACAGCUCGGCUUCGCAACGUAACGAAGGGAUCACACGCAUGGAUGGUCGAGUCACAAGCGCUGCUUGCACCGAUGUAGCUAGGCUUCCUCGAAGGAAAGCAAAAGUAGCCCAGUAACACCUUAUAAUUUGUUUAUUUUGCGCUUAAAUACAUUAAUAAGGGGUAUUGCACAAGCAGGGGUAGGGGGAUGAAUAUGCAUACAAAUAUAUGUGAAAAUAACUCGGAUUACAUUCAGGUGAACUAUUCCAUAGAAAGUAUAUGUCGUGGAAGCAAUGUGACUAGAAAGAAAGUGAAAUGUAAUGAUUGAGGCCGACAUCGUCACCGUCAGCAAUGCUUUAAAAAAACACAAAUAAGCCUAAAGCUUUAAACGUUGUCGACCUGUUCCACAUCUUCUAGAGGUAGGUGUAAGCAUUACGUGCGAAUUUACUGCAUCGCCAUCAAACACGCUAUCGGAAUGCAUUUCCUAAUAAGAAGCGCACCACUCUAGUUGGAGGAUUUACGCCAGUGAAGGGUUGGAGCUGGGCGUACUAUGUAUACGUGUGCCUCACAGAAACAGAAAUUGUGAGAAGGUCUCGCAACCAACUGGCAUUUUUAAGUAAUCAUAUGUCAUAGUUAAAACCGAUUCCGAAAUCCCGCAGUUCCUCUCCUCUUCACAAUGAAGUAAUUGCACCGUCUCGCCUAUUCAAUACGUUUCGACGAGAAAAAGAAAGUUCAUAAUUUGGUUCAAACCAUUUGAAUUAUGAUAGCAUCCGCCUUCGUCUUGUACUCAAAGCAUUUUGUCCACUUAGGAAAUUUAUGGUUCACGCAAUGAGUUAUAAUGUUCUAUAUUACGAGUAUUGCUUGUUUUUAUAUAUGGUGCGUGUACUGGCACGAUAAGCUGGAUUCUACUUUGAAGAGAACUUUAUGGUCUGUUAUGCAUUAAGUAUCCUCAAUUUCGAAAAGAAUAUGUUCGCUUACUGUCACGUCAUGUUCUUCUUUUAGGAAUAAAUAAAUUGUGAUUGAUGAA